UCCUUAACACUAAGGUGGAGAAGAAUUGCGAGAAGAAGGUGGGAGAAGAAGAGGAGACAAGAGAAGGUCUUCUGCUCCAAUUAUAGAACACCCCAUGAUCUCUAUCAUGGAACAAGCUUCUCUGGGUUCCCGGAGAAGAGAUGAACCAGAUUUCGGUUUAAGAGAAUGGUCUCUCAGGGCUCGUAUCAGUAGAGAGAACACCAAUUCAAGAAGGUUUUCUGCUUCGAAUAUCAGAAGCUUUAGAGAGGAAGCGAGAUCCUUCAGAUCAAACGCAACCAUCUCCAGCACUGCUUCUUCUCCUGGUUACACUUUAAGAGAUGAGAUUGACCCAUCUACUUACUCAUUCACCACUGCUCUCAAAGCUUUGCAGGUGAGAUCUAGUUACAGCUGGGAAUGCUUAUCACCAGAUGGGUUUGCUUUGAACUCCAAAUGGUAUGAAGCAGAGAAGUAUAUCUCCAAUCCUCUUUCAGGAGAGGUCCCAAUGGAGUGUUUGUCUGCAAAAACAUUAAGUGGCAUAUCCAUUCCUCCUUCAACAGCAAGCAGAGCUUCAAUGUCUGGACCUCUCGUUUGCUACUCCCAUGCACGGCACAUUCAGAAAAAGCCAACCAUAGUAGAAGACGACCAAAAUGAAUCUGCAAUUCAAGAGAAGAAAGUGCAGUAUUCAACUAGAGAUGUUGGCACUCAAAGUACACCACCCGAUCUCAGCUCAAGUAGUCCAAGCCCUACUUCAACUCCUUCAAUCAAAGAGAGAUCAUUAAGGCGCUGUGAAGUUGAAAGUGGGGAGUCACCCAACAACUGUGGAACAAAAGUGAAGCCCGAGGAAGAGAUUGGAGCUGAGGAAAAGGUGGAGAAACAAGGGGGAACAAGAGAGGAUGAAGAAGAGAUAAGAACAGAGAAGAAAAUGUGCAAAUGCAGGCAAGGAGGAUGCUUAUCAUGGACGAGUCUGUGGAUGGGAAACAGGCAGAGAGGGAAGCACAAGCUGAGAUGGCAGGUUUCGUUUGGAAAGAGGAAUAUAUGUAAAAAGUAAGGGAGGGGCUUAAAGAUAAAAAUAAAAAGGAGUUGGGGAAAGAAGAAAAGAUGGGAGAGAUUCCCCUUUCUUUUUGGCAGAGAGAAAUUAGAAGCAAUCAUAGAAGAGCAGUUGAUGGUGUUUCUCUUUGUUUAAGUGUUGUUGUGCUUUGUUCUUGCUUUGAUGCAAAGGCUGACACCUAGGGUUCACGUGCAAACAAAACUCUCUCUCUCUCUCUCUCUUACAGUUGUGGCUCUGAAUAAAUGUGCUCCAAAACUAGGGCUGUUUCACUAGUCAAGUACCCUAACACCAGUUUCCUAGUAAAAGGAAAAAACAAGAAUAGAAAAAUGCAUUCAUACACACAUGUUGAUGGAUGGAAUGUAAUGGAUAAUUUUGCCAAUCUGUUAUAAAUUGAGGGGAGUCAUCAA
This is a messenger RNA of Nelumbo nucifera (sacred lotus), 1434 nucleotides long. RefSeq lists its product as uncharacterized. NCBI's taxonomy places the organism in Eukaryota, Viridiplantae, Streptophyta, Magnoliopsida, Proteales, Nelumbonaceae. The record is from RefSeq and is a predicted model, not a curated record.